This is a messenger RNA of Apodemus sylvaticus (European woodmouse), 2944 nucleotides long. It is a transcript of the gene Mpo, whose product is annotated as myeloperoxidase. NCBI's taxonomy places the organism in Eukaryota, Metazoa, Chordata, Mammalia, Rodentia, Muridae. Gene Ontology annotation, biological process: response to oxidative stress. The transcript has 12 exons. Gene Ontology annotation, molecular function: peroxidase activity; heme binding. The coding region runs from base 3 to 2159 and encodes 718 amino acids. The record is from RefSeq and is a predicted model, not a curated record.
ACAUGAAACUAUUCCUGGCCUUGGCAGGCCUCCUGGCCUCCCUGGCCCUGCUUCAGACUUCCAAUGGUGCCAGUCCAGCUCUUCUGGGGGAAGUGGAGAACUCAGUGGUGCUGAGCUGUAUGGAGGAAGCCAAGCAGCUAGUGGACAGAGCCUACAAGGAGCGGAGAGAAAGGAUCAAGCAGAGCCUCCGAAGUGGCUCCGUCAGCCCCAUGGAACUCCUGUCCUACUUCAAGCAGCCGGUGGCGGGCACCAGAACAGCUGUGAGGGCGGCUGACUAUCUGCAUGUGGCCCUAGACCUGCUGAAGAGGAAGCUGCAGCCCCUGUGGCCACGGCCUUUCAAUGUCACAGAUGUCUUGACACCCGCUCAGCUGAAUCUGUUGUCCGUGUCAAGUGGCUGCGCCUAUCAGGACGUGGGGGUGACAUGCCCACAGAACGACAAGUAUCGCACCAUCACUGGACACUGCAACAACAGACGCAGCCCCACACUGGGGGCCUCCAACCGGGCCUUUGCGCGCUGGCUGCCAGCAGAGUAUGAAGAUGGCGUCUCCAUGCCCUUCGGCUGGACGCCCGGGAUCAAUCGCAGUGGCUUCAGGGUGCCCCUGGCUCGCCAGGUCUCUAAUGAGAUCGUGCGCUUCCCCAACGAUCAGCUGACCAGGGACCAGGACCGCGCACUCAUCUUCAUGCAAUGGGGACAGUUUCUGGACCAUGACAUCACCUUGACUCCGGAGCCAGCUACCCGCUUCUCCUUCUUCACUGGCCUCAACUGUGAGACCAGCUGCCUGCAGCAGCCACCCUGCUUCCCCCUCAAGAUCCCACCCAAUGACCCUCGAAUCAAGAACCAAAAGGACUGCAUCCCGUUCUUCCGCUCCUGCCCGGCAUGCACCAACAGCAACAUCACCAUUCGCAAUCAGAUCAACGCCCUCACUUCCUUUGUGGAUGCCAGCGCGGUGUAUGGCAGCGAGGACCCCCUGGCCAGGAGGCUGCGCAACCUCACCAACCAGCUGGGGCUGCUGACCGUCAAUCCUCGCUUCCAAGACAACGGCAGGGCCCUGCUGCCCUUUGACAACCUGCAUGAUGACCCCUGCCUCCUCACCAACCGCUCCGCCCGCAUUCCUUGUUUUCUGGCAGGGGACAUGCGCUCCAGCGAGAUGCCGGGGCUCACCUCCAUGCACACCCUCUUCGUUCGAGAACAUAACCGGCUGGCCACACAGCUCAAGAGCCUGAAUCCUCGAUGGAAUGGGGAGAAGCUCUACCAGGAGUCACGGAAGAUUGUGGGGGCCAUGGUCCAGAUCAUCACAUACCGGGACUACCUGCCCUUGGUGUUGGGGCCCGCCGCCAUGAAGAAGUACCUACCCCAGUACCGAUGCUACAACGACUCAGUAGACCCUCGCAUCGCCAAUGUCUUCACCAACGCUUUCCGUUACGGCCACACCCUCAUCCAGCCCUUCUUGUUCCGCCUGGACAAUCAGUACCGGCCCACAGGGCCCAACCCCCGUGUCCCACUCAGCAAGGUCUUUUUUGCCAGCUGGAGAGUCGUGCUGGAAGGUGGCAUCGACCCCAUUCUCCGAGGCCUCAUGGCUACGCCUGCCAAACUGAAUCGCCAGAACCAAAUUGUGGUGGAUGAGAUCCGGGAGCGACUCUUUGAGCAAGUCAUGAGGAUAGGGCUGGACUUGCCUGCUCUUAACAUGCAGCGCAGCCGGGAUCAUGGCCUCCCUGGAUACAAUGCCUGGAGACGCUUCUGUGGGCUUCCACAGCCCAGCACAGUGGGUGAGCUCGGCACGGUGCUGAAGAACCUGGAGCUGGCACGGAAGCUGAUGGCACAGUAUGGCACGCCCAACAACAUUGACAUCUGGAUGGGCGGUGUGUCCGAGCCCCUGGAGCCCAAUGGCCGCGUAGGCCAGCUCCUUGCCUGCCUCAUUGGCACUCAGUUUAGGAAGCUACGUGAUGGUGAUCGGUUUUGGUGGGAGAACCCAGGCGUGUUCAGUAAACAGCAGAGACAGGCCUUGGCCAGCAUCUCCUUGCCCCGUAUCAUCUGUGACAACACUGGCAUCACCAUGGUGUCCAAGAACAACAUCUUCAUGUCCAACUCGUACCCCCGAGACUUUGUCAGCUGUAACACCCUUCCUAAACUGAACCUGGCUUCCUGGAAGGAGACCUAGAGGCUGGGUAAGGGUAUGGCACAUGGAAGGGUAUACCUGGUUGACUAGUGGGAAUCACAGAGAACUCUAUGCCCUGGGUGAAUCCAUCUUUGUGGAUAUUGUGGGUGCCAAUGGGGGAAAAAUGACUGGACAUUCACUUGUGAGCAUAUACACUUAUAUAAACUCAACAUACAUAAAUUAGUAUUUCGUGUCCGUAUGGUCUGUGAGCAUGGGCAAUGUUUGGUGUGCCUUGUGUGCUUGUCAAUCACGAGUCAGGGCUCACUGCUAAGACAAUAUUAAGAACGUGGAGACAGUGAGCAGACAGCUCUGCAGCAUAGUACUGUGUGUGACUAGCCAAGUUACUCUACAUAUAAAUUCUCUUCCUUAUAAAUAAAAGCAGCCACAGCUUGUUAGAGAGCCUACUGCCUCCUCCAGCUCUCUACUCACUGAGUGGCUACCAUGUGACCAUGUGACCAUGUGACCACGUGACCAUGUGCCAGGCACUGUGCUAGUCAUGGGAAACACAAACAAUAAAGAUAAAUUCCAAAGAUGAAUGUCAAGCCCUCGAUCACAUUCUGGUUGGCAGAAACGAGGCGGUGCAGCCUCUGGAGGGGAUGCAGUUAGCAGUUGGGCUGUGUGGUUGUGAUACAGUCUUAGGCCAGCUCCGCUCAGCCAGUGGUUUUUCCUUCUCCCUCACUCUAUUCUCUUGCUAUUCACAGGAGUCUGCCUGGAGAGGAACAGAGGCCAUUGGCCUUCCUGUGCUACUUGUACCUGAGGUUUACACUAAUAAAGUAUGGUGGACGGGG